UAAUGGCUUCAUUUAGUUAUGAGAAUAGAAGAGGAAGUGGUAAGAAAUUGAAAGUACAUUUUGAUCUUCCUGAGGAUGAAGAUUAUCCUAUUGAUCAUCACAAGCAUCCAAGAUCUUCAAUUUCAUCAGAAUCUUCACUAGAUUCAGAUAAUACUAACAAAGAUGAAAAUUUUGAAGAUCCUAAUAAUAUUGGUUAUGGUUCUCCUGUUUGGAGUUUUAGAAGUGGAACAGCACCAUAUUCUCCUCCACUUCAAUUGAUGAGCCCUAAUUCAGGUUAUGAUCCCAAUAGAAUACCGACUUCUAUUUUUUGUUCUAAACCUACAAGUCCUAUGGAAUGGAGUGUUGCAUCAAAUGAAUCAUUGUUUAGUUUGCAUUUGGGAAACAAUAGUUUUUCAAGGGAUCAAGUUUUUUCAUUCAAUAAUAAAUCGGGUGAACUACCGAAGACUAAUGAUUUAAUCGGCGCAUCAACAACAUUGCCGUCUGUUCAAGAGGUAAAUCAUAAUAACGACGAAGAAAAAGAUGAUAAGGAGAGACAUUCUUUGUCAUCAAACUCUUCUCGUGACUCAACAAAUACAUUAAAUGAAACAAUAAAUUUAGGUUUGGAGAAUGACAAUAUAAGAACAUCGAAUGAAAAUGCAGAUUUAAGUUUGAAGGAUGGUGAUGAUAGAAAUGUUGAAACAUCGGUAGAUGUUGAGACAUCUACGUUGGACAAAACUUGUGAUGAUCAUAGUAAAAUAGCAGUGGCUCGUAGUGAAGAACCUGAGAAUUAUACCACCAGUGUCUCUUAUCGUUCAGCCGGAAGCGAUAUGAGCAAUCGUUCAUUUCAAUUUCCUAUAUUGACAGUUGAUGGAGUAAGAACUAGUUCAGCAACAGUAGAGUCAGAAAAGCAAGAAAAAAAUGAAAAACUACAUGAACAACAACAACUAGAGAAGCCAGUGCAACCUCCUAGUCCUAAAUCUGAAACAACACCAAAGCAAAGUAUUAGAAGUUGGUGUUCAUGUUGUGUUUGUUUCUCUUGUUUCUCUUGUUCACCAUGUUUCUAAGAAAGGUCUUGAAAUGGUGUGAUAGAAAUUGCAAUUAUUAAAUGACUGUGUCUCUCGGUUAGAAUGCUUAGGGAUAUUAUUUCACAUCGAAUGCAGUCAAGUACGUAUUCAUCACAAUCAGUCUA
This is a messenger RNA of Cicer arietinum (chickpea), 1168 nucleotides long. RefSeq lists its product as uncharacterized. The record is from RefSeq and is a predicted model, not a curated record. Lineage: Eukaryota; Viridiplantae; Streptophyta; Magnoliopsida; Fabales; Fabaceae.